This is a messenger RNA of Aureobasidium melanogenum CBS 110374, 1068 nucleotides long. RefSeq names its product IF4E-domain-containing protein. Gene Ontology annotation, cellular component: cytoplasm; eukaryotic translation initiation factor 4F complex. The coding region runs from base 1 to 1068 and encodes 355 amino acids. NCBI's taxonomy places the organism in Eukaryota, Fungi, Ascomycota, Dothideomycetes, Dothideales, Saccotheciaceae. Gene Ontology annotation, molecular function: RNA 7-methylguanosine cap binding; translation initiation factor activity. Gene Ontology annotation, biological process: translational initiation. The transcript is spliced from 3 exons. The record is from RefSeq and is a predicted model, not a curated record.
AUGGACAAGGACAGAGACAACCUUUGGUCCCGUCGUACAAAUGUUGGUAAACUUUCCCUGUCGAUGGACAAGUCAGACCGUAAUGAUGGCCACACGUCUUCGAAACGCUUCGGCAGCACAUCCUCCCAUGGUCGCAACAACCCUUUCAACGCUGUUACGCCUUUGAGUACUAGUGGUAUUUCCUCGCCCACUACUGGAGCUUCUGGCGCUUUCGGUCUGGGCUCAGGCGCCUUUGCUUCAUUUGGUUCUGCAACAAAGACACCCAAGACACCCGGCACCGCAUUUGACUUUGCCAAAGCUGUCGCUGGCACACCCACGACCGCCAACUCGGCCGAGAAGAAGGAUGGCGAUGAGAAGAAAAGCUUUUCCAGAAAGGUUGCGCCUGUCACAACGCCUCGUCCUACCACUUCGCAAUCAACAGAGCCGGCAGCACGGGGCAAUGACAGCCCAUGGCCGCUCAAGUACACAUGGGUCAUCUGGUACAGACCCCCCACGUCCAAGAACUCAGACUAUGAAAAAUCUACUAGACCUAUGUGCAAAAUUUCAACAGCACAACAAUUCUGGCAGGUCUACUCACACCUCAAACAUCCCUCUGGACUUCCUACCGUGUCAGACUACCACUUCUUCCGUGACGGCAUCAGACCUGUUUGGGAGGAUGAGGAGAACAAGAAGGGAGGAAAGUGGAUUCUAAGAUUGAAGAAGGGAGUGGCAGACCGCUACUGGGAGGAUCUGCUCUUGGCCAUGAUCGGAGAUCAGUUCGCCGAGGCUGGUGAGGAGGUUUGUGGUGCAGUUGUUAGUGUGCGCAGUGGCGAGGAUGUUUUCAGCAUCUGGACCAAGAACGACGGUGGCAGGAACGUCAAGAUUCGGGAAACCAUCAAGCGCGUCCUGUCUCUGCCAGCAGACACCAACAUGGUUUGGAAAAGCCAUGAUGACAGCAUCACUCAACGCAGCGCCAUUGAUCAGGCACGUCAAGAAAAGACAGGCCACCACGGCGAGAGACGCCGCAACCAGAACCAAAGCUCGACGGGCAACGGCACGGGCGAGCAGGAGAAGGCGGCAGCAUCAUGA